AUGGAGGGUAAUACUAUUCCUUUUCCUUUGGCUUUGAUUGAUCCAAAACUUAGGCCUACACUUAAGAAAAGAGGUCCCCAUGAGGAAGAAAUGUGGGAAAUUUUUAAACAAGUGAAAAUCAAUAUACCUCUUAUUGACAUUAUUAAACAAGUUCCGGCCUAUGCUAAAUAUCUUAAGGAGUUGUGUACCCAAAAACGGCAUCAUAAACUUCCAAAGAAGAUUGUUUUGAAUGAGGAAGUUAGUGCCGUUGUGAGGGGUAUACUCCCACCUAAACUCCAAGAUCCUGGAGCGCCUUUAAUUACAAUUCAAGUUGGUGAUUUUAAAAUGAACAAGGAACUUUUGGAUAUGGGAGCGGGUGUGAGUAUCCUACCGGGUAUGUUGUAUGACCAAUAUGACUUUGGACCAUUGGAAAAAGUCGACACCACCUUGGUGAUGGCUGAUUUGUCCCUUAAACUUCCAAGAGGAAUUGUCCAAGAUGUCAUAGUGAAGGUGGAGGACUUUUAUUACCCCGUAGACUUUUUGGUUCUUGAUUUUGCACCAAGCGGUAUGGUAAGGCAGCCUAAUGUCAUCAUGGGAAGGCCCUUUUUGGCCACCGCUAAUGCAUUAAUUGAUUGUAGAAGUGUUAGUGACGAAUGCUUUAUGGCGGAUGUCAUUGAUGAGUGCAUUUCUCACGAAAGUGAGGAAGACACACGGGAGUCUUGUGCUUUGGUUGACAGGUUGAUUGUGGAGCAUAGUGAAACAUUGAAGAAGGAAGAGAAGGAUUGGGAGAUCAUGGCAAUUCAAGAAGGUAGACCACCAUGGACUCAUUUGGUGAAAAGUCUACCGGAUCACAUUGAUACUCAUCUCAAACCUUCCAUUGAAAGUCCACCACAAGUUGAGUUGAAAGAACUCCCAUCUCAUUUGAAGUAUGCAUUUUUGGGAGAAGAACAAACUUUGCCGGUGAUUAUUGCAUCAAAUUUGGAAGAAGAGCAAGAAAAGGCAUUGCUAAAAGUGCUCAAGGAGUAUAAGGCGGCCAUUGGGUGGACAAUUGCCGACUUGAAAGGCAUUAGUCAUCAAUUGUGA
Erigeron canadensis is the source of this 1062-nucleotide messenger RNA. RefSeq lists its product as uncharacterized. The coding region runs from base 1 to 1062 and encodes 353 amino acids. Lineage: Eukaryota; Viridiplantae; Streptophyta; Magnoliopsida; Asterales; Asteraceae. The transcript has 2 exons. The record is from RefSeq and is a predicted model, not a curated record.